Molecule: messenger RNA, 1053 nt
Organism: Hypomesus transpacificus
Lineage: Eukaryota; Metazoa; Chordata; Actinopteri; Osmeriformes; Osmeridae
Product: eukaryotic translation initiation factor 4E-1A
Exons: 7
Coding region: 54-707 (217 amino acids)
Biological process (GO): translational initiation
Cellular component (GO): eukaryotic translation initiation factor 4F complex; cytoplasm
Molecular function (GO): translation initiation factor activity; RNA 7-methylguanosine cap binding
Source: RefSeq, a predicted model, not a curated record
UGUCCAAUCACCUUUUAUUCUCACACAACAGUUGUAAAUCAGAUUUUCUAAAUAUGGCGACCGCUGAACCGGAAUCUACACCUAAACAAUCUAAUUCUGACGAAGAAGAAAAAUGUGAAACAACCGGUAAAGAAAUUGCAAGUCCUGAAGACUACAUCAAACAUCCUCUUCAAAACAAGUGGGCGCUCUGGUUUUUUAAGAACGAUAAAAGUAAAACCUGGCAAGCAAAUUUGAGGCUGAUCUCAAAAUUUGACACAGUGGAAGACUUCUGGGCGCUUUAUAAUCACAUCCAAUUGUCGAGCAACUUGAUUUCUGGGUGUGACUACUCGCUUUUUAAGGAUGGCAUUGAGCCCAUGUGGGAAGAUGAGAGGAACAAGCGUGGCGGCCGCUGGCUCAUCACGCUCUCAAAGCAGCAGCGCAGGGCGGACCUCGACCGCUUCUGGCUUGAGACGCUCCUGUGUCUUGUAGGUGAAGCAUUCGACGACCAUAGCGACGAUGUGUGUGGUGCUGUUGUUAACAUCCGAACUAAAGGAGACAAGAUAGCGAUAUGGACGACAGACUACGACAACAAGGAUGGCAUCACACACAUAGGACGCGUUUACAAGGAAAGGUUGGGUGUGCCAUCCAAGGUAGUGAUAGGUUACCAGUCACAUGCAGACACCGCCACCAAGAGUGGCUCUUCAACCAAGAACAAGUUUGUAGUCUGAGGAAUCUCGCACUGCAUCCUGGGAGUCCAUUUUGAUUAUUUUGUCAUCUUCAGAUUUGUCUGUUCUGUUAACCUUCCUGUGUUGUUUAUGAAGGUGCUGUUAACUGUUUACCUGUAACCCUUUACUUUAAUACGUUAUACUUUAGCCAUUAAAAAAUGAGCCUAAGCUAGUCUCUGAGACUAGCCUAGCGACUAGCCUAGCCUCGGCGACUAGCCUAUAGCCGCUAGGCUAGUCUCAGAGGCUAGGCUAGUGAAUGCCUUAACAGGAGCUCUGCUGCUGUGGAUGAUGGUUGUACAAAACAUGGCUGUAAAUAAAAUGUACAGUGAGUUGUCUUUAUUCAUAAAGA